Molecule: messenger RNA, 1968 nt
Organism: Diaporthe citri
Lineage: Eukaryota; Fungi; Ascomycota; Sordariomycetes; Diaporthales; Diaporthaceae
Exons: 6
Coding region: 1-1968 (655 amino acids)
Biological process (GO): transmembrane transport
Molecular function (GO): transmembrane transporter activity
Source: RefSeq, a predicted model, not a curated record
AUGAACACACCCGAAGAAGUGCCCAUCGACCGCCGGCGGUUCACGACCCUCGAAGGGUGGCGCGAAGUUGGCCGCGGUGUGUUCGUACCGGCAGGAUCAACCAUCUCGUCCGUUGCGUUCAAGUCGAACCGGAAUUCACGAUUUGAUCCAGAAUGGGGCCGAUUCGAUGACAAUGAUUCCAUCAAGACAAGAAUCUCCAAGGCUGAAGAGCAAAGACGGACCUUUUCCCAGUCCCCAAGCAACAUUAGGAGAUUCUCCUCGCGGUCUCUUGCCAAUCCCUUCAUCUCUCCAGAGGAACUUGAAGCGGAUGCGGAGGCAGAACGACCAACUGCUGAUUCUGGCACACAUGACGGUGUCCUCGAUGUAGAGCAACAGCCACGAUCGGAACAGCCGUUCCAUAUUUUCAACAGAAGGCAAAAGUGGUUCGUAGUUAUCAUCAUCGGUGUUGCUGGCCUCUUCUCAGGACUGUCUUCAAACAUAUACUUUCCAUCUUUGGACGCGAUCGCCAGGGACCUGCGCGUCAGUCUUGCUGAGGUCAACUUAACCAUUACCUCCUACCUCGUCAUCCAGGGCAUCUCGCCGCUUUUCUGGGGUCCAUUGUCGGAUACCAUAGGACGAAGACCGAUCUACAUCGCCUCCUUUUCGGUCUACAUCAUUGCCAAUAUUAUCCUUAGCUUCUCGCCAAAUUUUCCUGUUCUUUUGAUUGCCCGAGGUCUACAGUCCGCAGGAAGCGCAUCAACUGUCAGCAUCGGCAACGGGGUGAUUCAGGAUAUUGCCACACCUUUGGAACGAGGGAGCUUCAUCAGCUUCUACCAGGCUAUCCGAAAUUUUAGCAUUGCCAUAGGCCCAGUCCUAGGAGGACUCCUGGCCAACUUCCUUGGAUUUCGAUCCAUCUUCAUCUUCCUCACCAUCCUCUCCAGCCUCGUCCUUAUCUUGCUGCUUAUCUACCUCCCCGAGACCCUCCGCCGAAUCGCCGGCAACGGCACGUUGAGACUCUCAGGCGUUUAUCAGCCAUUUAUCCGCAGGCUGAUCAGAGAGCCGGACUAUAUGGAAGACCCAGGAGAAAAGCCAGAAGUGCCAAAGGUCACUUUCAAGACAUUUGCAGCUCCCGUAAAGCUGCUUGUGGAGAAAGACAUCAUAGCCCUGUUGGUCUCGGGAGGCAUGGUCUAUACAAUAUGGAGUAUGGUAGUGGCAAGCACGACAGGUAUUUUCCAGGACCGAUUCGGGUUGAACGAGUUGAUGCUGGGUUUGGCUUUCUUGCCUAAUGGCUUCGGUACCAUCGUGGGCUCCUCCGUUGCCGGAAAGCUGAUGACCCGAGAGUUUGUCCGCUAUGAACAGCGGUAUCUCGCAACUCAUCCGGACGCCGUGCCUCCAUCAAAAUCAAGGAAGGCAUUCGCCCCCGACUUUCCCAUGUACGUUCCCGUCUGGCACGACUCCGACCACUCCACUCUGCUGAAGCCCAUUUUCCUCAACUUCGCACCAGGGCUGUGGCUUCAGUGGUACUUACCCAGACUCUUCAACAGUGAGCACGCCCGACUUCGCUAUAUGCCCUGGAUCACCCUCAUAUUUGUGGUUUCAACCGCCAUCUACGGAUUCACAGUCCUGCCCACCGACCUGCUACCACCGCAGGCCGCCAGCCCAGCCUGGGUCGUCCUUCCGCUUUCCCUCCAAUUCCUCAUAGCCGCAACUUCUAAUGCCGUGUUCGCAAUUAAUACCACACUUGUGUCUGACCUUUGCCCGGGCAAGGGAGCGAGUUCCACGGCCAUUAACAACCUGGUGCGAUGCAGCAUGGCAGCCGUCGGUGUUGGUUUGAUAGAGUCAAUGCUUGCACUUGUGGGCCGCGCUGGGACAUUUGUGGCGCUGGCGCUGCUUGUGUUGUGCAUGUCGGCAAUAUACGCGAUGGAAUGGUAUUGGGGGAUGCAAUGGAGGCAAGAGAGAGAAAUGAAGAAGAAUAUAGAGAAAAUGUAG